AUGACUGUUAACAUUCUUGUGAUCACCAGUAUCCCCCCAAGCAACCGGUCAAAGGUCAAGUCCUCUGUGCAGCGCGGCUUGCGCCAGAAGCUGUUGGACACAUACCCUGGUUUCGAGCCAUUCAUCGAAGAAUUCAUGCCCAAGAAGGCUUCAUUGGAAGCUGUGAAAUUGCCCGACCGUGUUACCCUUUACACAAUAGACUCCACCCCCCUUUUCUUCCAACCCAUCGAUGGGCCCCCAGUACCCCAUCUCCGCCUCAUCCACGCCUACCCCUCUGCCAUCCCAACAAUCCAGAUUGACCGCGGCGCCAUCCGCUUCGUGCUUUCCGGUGCUACACUCAUGGCCCCUGGGCUGACCUCCCCAGGAGGUAGACUGCCCGAUGCAGAGCAUGCGAUUGAGGCAGGCCAGAUUGUUGGUGUUAAGGCUGAGGGCAAGGAGGAGAUUUGCCUUGUUGGUAUGCUGAAGGUCGGCACCGAGGAGAUCAAAAGCAAAGGAAAGGGUGUUGUUAUGGACGAAGGCCAUUACGUGGGCGACGGAUUGUGGAGAAUGCACCUGGAUUAA
Molecule: messenger RNA, 561 nt
Organism: Penicillium soppii
Lineage: Eukaryota; Fungi; Ascomycota; Eurotiomycetes; Eurotiales; Aspergillaceae
Product: translation machinery-associated protein 20
Exons: 2
Coding region: 1-561 (186 amino acids)
Biological process (GO): formation of translation preinitiation complex
Molecular function (GO): RNA binding
Source: RefSeq, a predicted model, not a curated record